AUGUCCUUCCCGCAGCUGGGCUACCCGCAGUACCUGAGCCCCGCGGGGCCCGGCGCCUACGGCGGCGAGCGCCCGGGAGUGCUGGCCGCGGCUGCCGCGGCGGCCGCCGCCGCCUCGUCGGGCCGGCCCGGGGCGGCGGAGCUGGGCGCGGGCGCGGGCGCGGCCGCCGUCACCUCGGUGCUGGGCAUGUACGCGGCGGCCGGCCCGUACGCGGGCGCGCCCAACUACAGCGCCUUCCUGCCCUACGCCGCGGACCUCAGCCUCUUCUCGCAGAUGGGUUCACAGUAUGAGCUCAAGGACAACCCCGGGGUGCACCCCGCCACCUUCGCCGCCCACACGGCGCCGGCCUAUUACCCCUACGGGCAGUUCCAGUACGGGGAUCCUGGGCGGCCCAAGAACGCCACGCGCGAGAGCACGAGCACCCUCAAGGCCUGGCUCAACGAGCACCGCAAGAACCCCUACCCCACCAAGGGCGAGAAGAUCAUGCUGGCCAUCAUCACCAAGAUGACCCUCACGCAGGUCUCCACCUGGUUCGCCAACGCGCGCCGGCGCCUCAAGAAGGAGAACAAGGUGACGUGGGGCGCGCGCAGCAAGGACCAGGAGGACGGCACUCUCUUCGGAAGCGAUACCGAGGGGGACCCUGAGAAGGCCGAGGACGACGAGGAGAUCGACCUGGAGAGCAUCGACAUCGACAAGAUCGACGAGCACGACGGCGACCAGAGCAACGAGGAUGACGAGGACAAAGCCGAGGCGCCGCGCGCGCCCGCCGCGCCUGCCGCCCUCGCCCGGGACCAGGGCUCGCCGCUGGCGGCCGCCGACACGUUCAAGCCCCAAGACUCCCCCCUGGGCCUGGCCAAGGAGGUCCCGGAGCCUGGCAGCACGCGCCUGCUGAGUCCGGGCGCCGCGGCGGGCGGCCUGCAGGGCGCGCCGCACAGCAAGCCCAAGAUCUGGUCGCUGGCCGAGACGGCCACCAGCCCCGACGGUGCGCCCAAGGCCUCUCCGCCUCCCGCCGGCCAUGCGGGCGCGCACGGGCCCCCCGCGGGCGCGCCGCUGCAACACCCGGCCUUCCUGCCCAGCCACGGACUGUACACCUGCCACAUCGGCAAGUUCUCCAACUGGACCAACGGCGCGUUCCUCACGCAGGGCUCGCUGCUCAACGUGCGCUCCUUCCUGGGCGUUGGCGCGCCCCACGGCCCGCACCUGUCCGCGCCGCCGCCGCCGCCGCAGCCACCCGUCACCGUGGCCGCGGGGGUGCUCCACAGCGACAAGGCCUCGUCCCGCAGCAGCCCCUCGCUCCCAGAGAGAGACCUCAUCCCCAGGCCGGACUCGCCGGCACAGCAGUUAAAGUCGCCCUUCCAGCCCGUGCGCGACAACUCGCUGGCCCCGCAGGAGGGGACGCCGAGGAUCCUAGCAGCCCUCCCAUCAGCCUGAUCCAGGGUCUUCUUUUACUUUUGCGGGGGGAGGGGGG
Molecule: messenger RNA, 1468 nt
Organism: Globicephala melas (long-finned pilot whale)
Lineage: Eukaryota; Metazoa; Chordata; Mammalia; Artiodactyla; Delphinidae
Gene: IRX1
Product: iroquois homeobox 1
Biological process (GO): cell development; neuron differentiation; regulation of transcription by RNA polymerase II
Cellular component (GO): nucleus
Molecular function (GO): DNA-binding transcription factor activity, RNA polymerase II-specific; RNA polymerase II cis-regulatory region sequence-specific DNA binding
Source: RefSeq, a predicted model, not a curated record